GAUGUGAGAAGUUUAAGUCGAUCUGUUAAUGAUGCAGCUUGUUGCUAUUGGUCACCUGCUGCCAAACACAAAGGAAAUCAAUACUACAAAAUAAAAGACCUUCUGCUCCAACAGAUUUGUGUUUUUGAGCUUGAGAGACAGAUUGACGGAGGAGGAGGAGGAGGAACACAAGGAGGAAGAAGAGGAGGAGGCGGAGUAGGAUGAAGAGGAAUAAAUGGAAGUGGAUAAAAUAAGAGGAAAGGGGAGGAUGAGAAGAAGGAGGUGGAGGAGGAGGCGGAGUAGAAGAAGAAGAAUGAGGAGGAUAAGAAAAGGAAGAAUAAGGAGGAGGAGUAGAAGAAAAUGAAGAUGAAGAGGAAGGAGGAGUAGAAGAAGAGGAAGAAGAAGGAGGUGGAGGAGGAGUGGUUGAGGCAGACCAACUUCUGGACUCUGGUGAACUGCUGAAGGAGGAGGAACCGGAGCGGCUCCCUCGCUCUGCGCGCGCUCCUCGCUUCUCCUUCCAUACGGAAUCUCACGUGCGCGCAGCGACUCACGCUCGUUCCUGUCGGAUCCGAGUUUUGGGUUCUGCGCCGCGGCUCUCCGUGACGUGAGGAGAGGGACAGGGACCUGGAGGUCCUGGAGGUCCUGGAUUCCGACGCUUGUUGUUCAUUCUUCUCACUUCGCUGCUGUGCGUUUCUUUUUUGUGAGCUUCACGCAGAUCAAACUUGUGACGGUUGUCUCCCGAUGAUCUCCUGGACUCUCUUUAACUUCCACGCAGCCUGAUGUUCUGCUCUCCUCUCGUGAACCUGUGGAUGUGUACUUUUAUUCUGCCGAGACUUUCAACUUUGCUUCCUGAGCACCGGCUGCUUCCGGUUCCAUCACCUGCAGUUUUCCUCUUGAUCACCUUCAAAUCAGAAGGUAGUUUUGACGAAGGAGAGAAGGAAACCACAGGACUGUUACUGGCUCUGCUUCUACACUCUUCUCUUUAUAGUUUGUAUUUUCUUCAACAUCUAAAAUCACAUAUUUUCAUAUCUCUGAGUCUCUAGAGGAAACUGUAUGUAUGAGGUGCCCUGAGGACCCAAGAGAAGGAAACAGGAAACCCGAAGUCUGCUGUGUAUCUGGAGGAAUCCAAGAGGAGAGUCCAUAUAAACCAGAAGAACCCUACCUCCAUUAAGAGGUGCUCCGAGAGAAUUGAGGAAAUUAAAAUCUGGAUCUUAAGGACCGUAAUGCCGUUGAAGGGUCGUUGAGAAGCUGUGAAACUUCCUGUUUCAAGCAUCAAGGACCUUGAUAAAAUCUCUCUGAGGAUCAAAACCCAAAAGACAAGAAUCUUUAGGAUUGAACCAGGAGGGUAUUUGUAAAUGAGGACUCCACAGAACAACUCCAGGAUACCUUGAAAUCCUAGAAAAGUGAGGAAACCAUGAGGUCACGGGAGAACCCGGAGGAACCUGAACCGUAGGAAAUCUUCAGAUGUUUAAAGACCUUGAGGAUCCUUAGGGUUAUGUACUUUGAGGAGCCCUACGAGGACCCUCACACUCCAGAGGAACCUUGAGGACCCCCCCAAUGGGCACCCUGCGGGACCUGCAGUAUGCCCUGCAGGAGAAGAUCGAGGAGCUGCGGCAGCGUGACACCCUGAUCGACGAGCUGGAGCUGGAGCUUGACCAGAAAGACGAGCUGAUCCAGCGGCUGCAGACAGAGCUGGACAAAUACCGGUCCGUGCUCCGGCCCGCCACGGCCCAGCAGGUCCAGGCCCAGCAGCAGAGCCUGGUCCUGCAGCCGGACCAGCACCGCAGCAAGCGGCAGGCCAUCUCCGCCGAGCCCACGGCCUGCAACAUCAGCGACCUGAGCCACGUGACCCUGCCCUUCCACCCCAAGAGCCCCCAGUCCAAGGAGAUGAUAAAGGACGCCAUCUUGGACAACGAUUUCAUGAAGAACCUGGAGCUGUCUCAGAUCCAGGAGAUUGUGGACUGCAUGUACCCAGUGGACUAUGGGAAGGACGCCUGCAUCAUCAAGGAGGGCGACGUGGGCUCUCUCGUCUACGUGAUGGAAGAGGGGAAGGUGGAGGUGACUAAAGAGGGGAAGAAGCUGUGUACGAUGGGCCCAGGUAAAGUGUUCGGAGAGCUGGCCAUCCUGUACAACUGCACCCGCACGGCCACCGUCAUGACUCUGAUCCAUGUGAAGCUCUGGGCGAUUGACCGUCAGUGUUUCCAGACCAUCAUGAUGAGAACCGGACUCAUCAAACACGCUGAGUACAUGGACUUCCUCAAGAGUGUUCCCACAUUCCAGGGUCUCCCAGAGGAGACUCUCAGUAAACUGGCUGACGUAAUGGAGGAGACUCACUAUGAAGAAGGAGAGUUCAUCAUCAGACAGGGAGCCAGAGGAGACACCUUCUUCAUCAUCAGCACGGGAAAGGUGAACGUGACCCAGGAUGGUUCAGCCAAUCAGGAGCCAGCUCACCUCAGAGUGCUCAGCAGGGGAAGCUGGUUUGGAGAGAAGGCCCUGCAGGGUGAAGAUGUUAGAACAGCAAAUGUCAUCGCUGCCGAGGCCGUCUCCUGCCUGGUCAUCGACCGAGACUCCUUCAAGCAUCUGAUUGGAGGACUGGAGGACGUCUCCGUCAGGGGACACGAGGACGCCGAGGCCAAAGCCAGGUACGAGGCGGAGAACGCCUUCUUCUCCAGCCUAAACCUGAAGGACUUCAACAUCAUCGACACGCUGGGAGUCGGCGGCUUCGGACGCGUCGAGUUGGUGCAGCUGAAGAACGAGGAGGCGAAGACCUUCGCCAUGAAGAUCCUGAAGAAGCAGCACAUUGUUGACACGAGGCAACAGGAACACAUCCGCUCGGAGAAACAUAUCAUGACCGAAGCGCACUCCGACUUCGUCGUGAGGUUGUACCGGACCUUUAAAGACAGUAAAUACCUGUACAUGCUGAUGGAGGCCUGUCUGGGAGGAGAGCUGUGGACCAUACUGAGAGACAGGGGCUCGUUUGAGGACUCCACCACCAGGUUCUACACAGGCUGCGUGGUCAGGGCCUUCGCCUACCUGCACGCCAAAGGCAUCAUUUACAGAGACCUGAAGCCUGAGAACCUCAUCCUGGACAGCCGUGGAUACGCCAAACUGGUGGACUUUGGUUUCGCCAAGAAGAUCGGUUUCUGUAAGAAGACGUGGACGUUCUGCGGGACACCGGAGUACGUGGCUCCGGAGAUCAUCCUCAACAAAGGCCACGAUGUGUCUGCAGACUAUUGGUCUCUAGGCAUCCUGAUGUACGAGUUGCUGACCGGCAGUCCCCCGUUUUCAGGUCCAGAUCCAAUGAAAACCUACAACGUCAUCCUGAGAGGCAUCGACAUGAUCGAGUUCCCCAAGAAGAUCCCCAAGAACGCCGCCAGCCUCAUCAAGAAGCUCUGCAGAGAUAAUCCCUCAGAGAGACUUGGAAACCUGAAGAACGGAGUCAAAGACAUACAGAAGCACAAGUGGUUUGAAGGAUUUAACUGGGAGGGUUUGAAGAAGGGAACUCUGACUCCGCCCAUCACACCCAAUGUCUCCUCUCCGACCGACACCGGCAACUUCGACAAUUUCCCAGAAGACACCGACGAGCCGCCGCCAGACGACACCUCCGGAUGGGACUACGACUUUUAGUCGGGAUUGAUACCCGACGUGAGGUCCGAAUCCGAGGCAAAGGAGACCUCUCACCGGGGCCAAUGGAAGACGAGCUACACCAGCCACCUGGAGGACCCUUCCACCCCAAGUAGCAGACUGUGUCAGCAGUUUUUUUGAGCCUUGUGGGAAUCCAACCUUGAUGAUUUGUCGCCACAUUGUGCCGUUGUGUGGUUGAUGCUGAGUGCGAAGAAGGGCGGCGGAUGGGACGCCAAUCAAACUGGUUCCUCUAGCUGGAGGAACAACUAACCUGAUAAGCAUCUGAUAUUGUGUCCCCACAACCGGCGAGCACUUGUUACUGAAGUCUCUCAGCGGAGUAAGCAGGUCCAAGGAAUCUCAGAGUGACAAAUACCUGCUUCAAACGGUGAACGCACGAAUUCUGAGCAAGUCAUCCUCUUGGUUUUAGUAAAAGAACUCUGGAACGAAACCCCUCCAUUCCCUUGAACCCCGGAGCAACCCCCGAGUCCUUGUUGGCUCCAGCUGAACUUUGUCUGUCUUCAUCCAUCGGCAGCAGGUUUGUGCCAAAUAUAAAUAAUUGAGUCUUUAAAUCUGUGAAGCUCUUCAGUCUAAAUGCUGUCACCAGAGGAAGCUGAUUAUCAAAUGUGUGGAUCAAAUGGACCCGGGGAGAGACAGUAGAGUCAAGAAACAACAUUGCUCUGUUGAGGCUGAUACAAGGUCUAGGUCACACAACUGCUGCUGCCCGGUUCUGACCAUGUGGACCCAAUUAUUGCUCUCCGUGUGUGGGCCGGGAAACCUGAGGUCACUGUGAUACCUUCACUCCUUGCCUCAUAGCAGAGGAACUCAACAAGUCGGCUGUAGCGGCAGAUGACGUAGGCGAUACGUUUUCUGAUUUUAAUCUUUCCUUUUCCAUCCUUCUAAUGGUGUGGAUCUGUGCAUCUUUGCAUAAGAGUAGAUGUUCUCUAUAUAUUUCCAAGGCUUCCUAUAUUUGUUUUGAACAUAUGCACAAACCGUCCUUUCUCACACACACAUUGGGAGAAAUGUAUUAUCAGCUCUGUUUCUCAAGGUGUUUCAAAGAGGAACAAUGGACCUGCUUCCUGAUGGAUGGAAGUUGUCUGUUGAAUUGUUUUAUUUGGGAUCUAAAUGCUCAAAAAGAACAUCAACAUGUGCAGGUCAAGGUCAUGUGACCCUUCUCUUCUGAAUCCUCCACAUUCUUCUGUUUGCAGUUUUCAAGGUCCACCUGUCUAUCUACCUGUCUGUGUACACAUCGUCUACCUGUCGGUCUACCUUUUUUUCCUUUUCUCUGAGUCUCAUGAUGUUUUAACGUUUCAAUAUUUUAGGAAAUAAGUUGAUUCUCUUGUUUCUUAGAAUGAGAGGUUAGCCUAGC
This is a messenger RNA of Pungitius pungitius (ninespine stickleback), 4969 nucleotides long. RefSeq names its product cGMP-dependent protein kinase 1-like. Gene Ontology annotation, molecular function: ATP binding; cGMP-dependent protein kinase activity. The record is from RefSeq and is a predicted model, not a curated record. The transcript has 18 exons. Gene Ontology annotation, biological process: protein phosphorylation. The coding region runs from base 1537 to 3606 and encodes 689 amino acids. Lineage: Eukaryota; Metazoa; Chordata; Actinopteri; Perciformes; Gasterosteidae.